Molecule: messenger RNA, 568 nt
Organism: Rubroshorea leprosula
Lineage: Eukaryota; Viridiplantae; Streptophyta; Magnoliopsida; Malvales; Dipterocarpaceae
Source: the annotation of a GenBank genome assembly
ACAUACUCGACAGAUUUGUCGUGGAUUUGGGGCACCACUUUGGCUGUCGGUUAUGUUUGUUCAUUUUUCCCCACUUCUUCUCGCUUUCCCUAUUUUCUUCUGCUUUUCCUCUCUUCUCCGGCGAGGAUAGCUUUCGCCGUUCGUGCUGCACUGAGUAGCUGACCGGCGCAUGUCCUGCUCUCCAAGUCCCCACGCCAGUGACGAUUUGUGCACCAAAACCAACUUCACCGACGCCACACCACAACAUCGGCCAGAGGAGCUAACUGCCGCCGCCGCCUUGCCUGGAAAUCGGCACACCGUCCACGGUUAGUUUUCCCACCUAAUUUUUGUUUUCCCCUUUGAUUUUGAUACAGAAGAGAAGGUAGAAAUAGAGAUAGAAUCAGGAUGAGAAAGAAGAGAAAUUGCAGAAAAAGAAAGUUAAGAGGAAGAAAAUGUUACAGGUUAAAAGAGAAGUAGAAAGUCCUUUUGUUUCUUCUUGUCUACUUCUGCUUUUGAUAAAGCUUUGGUUCCCCGCAAAGCUGAACUCAUCAACUUAAAUCCACAAACUAAAUAUAAAACCUUUAAUUUC